Solea senegalensis (Senegalese sole) is the source of this 3447-nucleotide messenger RNA. It is a transcript of the gene sack1e, whose product is annotated as family with sequence similarity 83 member E. The transcript has 10 exons. The coding region runs from base 797 to 2683 and encodes 628 amino acids. Gene Ontology annotation, biological process: epidermal growth factor receptor signaling pathway. The record is from RefSeq and is a predicted model, not a curated record. Lineage: Eukaryota; Metazoa; Chordata; Actinopteri; Pleuronectiformes; Soleidae.
UCAAGGUCCAGCGUGUUGGUGCUAAAACGAAAGAAUGACCUGUUGUUGGAGUCAGACACGGCGUACGCGGUGUUUCACUCUGCUGCAAACCUACCUGUCUGGCCGGACCGGUCGAAAAAAGAGGUAAAUAGUAGAAUGUGUACAGAGUGUAGCAUACAUUUGAAUAUUUAGUGGAACCAGCACGGACCUCACAGCCCAUCCAGGUCGUGUAUGUUGCACAACUAGACUUUCAGAGUUGAUUUCUUUUAAUACUGCAUCUCUAAUGUGAGGGGAGGUACAAGUGUGAUUGUGAUCAUGCAUCUGAGCAGCUCACCAGUCUGUCAGCUGCACAGAAUUUCUGGCAUCUGAGAACAAUGUCUGUAACAAGGAGUGGAAGGGUUAAGAGGAAGGAGAUGACAUACAGGGGAGGGACACACGACGAAGAGCCAUAGCCUCUUGACAGCUCCUGAUCCCGGGAGAUAAGCUGCACUGCUCUUGAGUGUCAACAUCAGCUUAUGGGCCGAGGCUGCUGCAGAACACGAAAUGUACUCACGGCUGAACUUGUGAACCCUGUACGGGCUUUAUCAGUAAGACUCGACGUGAUACUGACGAGGCAGCGACAUCAAGACACCUGAGGACUGGGCGGCUCUUGCCACUGUGCAGAAUGGUGUGACUUCUUUGCCGGAAGGAUGAAUGAAGUGAUGGGUCUAUCUAGAUUUAUGGAGGACAUGAGCUGGCCGGGAAUGGCCUUAUUGUCACACACCUGUCGCCAGUAGUGAAGACUUUGAUAUCAGCAAUCCCACCCCGAAGUGCAGUAAUGUCAAACUCUCAAGAGCAGAGCCUCGACGAGAGAGCUGUUUUCCUGGAGGUGACUGAGUCUUCUCCAGAGUUCCUCUACUGUGAGAAGGAGCGACAAGCACUGGAGAGACUUCUGAGUGCAGGACCGGAGGCGUUCUACAGCUCCAUCGACACAGAGCUCUCCGGCUGCUUCUUGUCACCUGAAGAGGUCAGCCAGGUCAGCGGCUGGGCCCAGGACUUUCACACCAGCCAGCUGCAGGUGCAGUGGGACGACGAUGGAGUGGAGGGCAGCACAAGGACGGAGGAUUUAUGUUCCACUUACUUCCCCUGUCCCUCAGACGCUCCAGCCCCAGACCUGGACCUGGGCUGGCCCGAAAGGGGGCCCUUGGUGACAGCAGGAAGCACGACAGUCUACACCAGUCCACCUGCUGAAGGAGAGCCUCACAUCAGAGAGAUAAUCCGACGACACUUGCAGAAGGCCACCCAAGUAAUAGCCAUUGUGACAGACAGAUUGACAGAUGGUGCAAUAAUUGGAGAUUUACACAAUGCUGCCUCUCGGGCUGUCCCCGUCUACAUCAUCCUCAACCAAAGAUCCAUCCAGGAGAAUUUCACGCUCAACAGGCUCAGGCAUCCGAACAUGCGAGUCCGCACUCUUGGAGGGAAGUCCUUCUGUUCGAAGACAGGCAGGAUGGUGACCGGAGAAAUGAAAGACAAGUUCCUUCUGGUGGAUUUGGAGACGGUGAUUCAUGGCAGCUACAGCCUCACGUGGACAGACGCUCACCUGCACCGGCAGCUGAUCACUGUUCUGAGAGGCCCGGUUGCUGACUCAUUUGAUAGAGAGUUCAGGAUCCUUUUUGCCGCUUCGCACCCAGUUGCAGACACCUUAAGGGUCGCAGGGAGCCGCGUCGAUAUGACUCAGAGUCUGAGAGACCUCUCAAAUCUUCGGCACUAUAAACAACUCUCCCUGGAGUCUGAGAUCAACAACCCUCCAUCUCCUCCUCCUGACUCCCUCCUGGACUGGGAAGCCAUGGGUGUUGUGUACAGGGACAGUCCUUUUGAGCAACACGACGGUAUCAUGGACAGGGGAACACCGCCGAAGACCAACUUUGUGUUUGAUAAAAAUGAACCCGACAUUUUUACCAACAACGUGCACCAUUUUGCGGAUAGAAAAAGGUUACACGAAACCACCUUUCCAGUGACUAACCACAUGCCCGAUAAAUCAAUAUUCAACAACACUCAGCCCUCGCCAUCAACAGAUCUAACUCCGGAGAGAAUGAGACGGGUGGACCGCAUAUUGGAUAAAAACAUUUCCAGGCAACUGUCCGCAGAGAUGAGAGGCAACAUAGAUGACAGCACAGCGACAAGAUUUGGUGAUCAAACAGCAGAACCGAUUCACAACAUACCCAUGCUUUUUUCUACAAAGAGAAGAGAGCCCUCGUGGAGGGAGGGGGAGAGAAUUCUGGAGGAAAGUACCUCCAAACUGGAGAACACACCAUCUUCUAGAAAACCCAUCAUCCUGAUGAUGCCACAGCCGGAGAGUUCCAACUCUCUGAGUGACAUUAUGAAGAGGGUCCAGCCUCAGCUCAGCACGUCGCGAAUGGUCAAGAGGGGAUCGAACGCUGCCGCGUCAGAAAUGAGCCAAUCCAUGAUGGACCUGAGUGUACACAAAGCAGACGCAAAUUAUGAGAGAGGAGUCCCAGUGCCACGGUUCAAGAGCGGUUUCUUUGACCCAGGUCACAUGACACCUGCUAUUGCUCUGAUGAAGAAGAGGAACGACGAGCUGAAAUCGGCAUUGUACAGAACUCCGUUAGGCUUUCUGCCCAGAGAGAGGCCUCGCAACUCCAACUACGGCCUCAACAUGGAGUGGAGGAGGUCGCUGGCAGAGAGGGAACUGGAACAAGAAUGAGGAGCGAAGACAACAAUAAUACACGAGCAGUGUUACAGUGUUCGUAACAGUGUGCUCUGUGCUUCUUUUUUUUUUUACGACAGGCAGCAGUCAGUGGAUAGUUAUGACCCUUUUCAGUGUUAAUAACCUAAAAUAAGCCAAAAAAAGAAACAUGUAUUAUUACAGUAAUAUUUUUUGAUGUGACGUCCCACUGAAUCUGAUGAUUACAUGUAUCUGACUUGUAUACGGCGCGCCCGGUGCUGUACUUUAGUAUAUGUAAUGUUUAAAUAAAUAAAGUCUUCUGUUCUUGAUACUCACAAUGAAUUGUUUCUCUAACCAUUGAAAAGAGCAAUUUUCUUCAGUAUAUGGAUAUAGUUUUAUGUUAGAUUUGGAUUCAACAUGUAUGCUUUUGUCUGCUUAUUGUCGCUGUGAAUUGCUUAUUGUACAUAAGACGGGAUGAUACGAGGUUGCUGAUGAAGUGAUUAAAAAAGAAAGUCAUUUGUUGAGUAACUGAUAAAUUAUAAUGGUUUUGAAGAAAGAUUUUGUCAUAAAGUGUAGAGAUUAUCAUAGAAUAUAGGUCUGAAUUCUGUAUGUUUUUGGAGGGAGAAUUUUUUAUCAUUAUUGAAUUAACCAGUUGAUUAUUAUACUAUAAUAGAUUUGUUGUUUGCUCCAUAAAAUGUCUGAAGAUGGUGUAAAAUGUCCAUGUCCAUGUUUCCCAAAUCUAAAAAUGGCCUCAAAUAUUAUUUGUUUUUAUUUAAAUAAGCAAAUAAAUACAAUCAAAUACA